UGCGAGUGUCAUCGUGUGUUCCAUGUAACACUCACUCUUUGAUUCCACCUUAACUUGAAGGACCACUUAAAAAGCCCACGUUCCCCAUGACGUCCUAACCGCCAUUUCCCAACCGUUUCUUCUCCCCAUCAUCCCAUGAUCCAAUUUCAAAUCACAAACCCAUAAAACUAUAUAUGCAGAACCAAACAAAGCUAAUUCCAGGAAGAAACGAACUUGAAUAGACAGAGGAAGUAGAAAGUACCUGAGAGUAAAAGAAGAGAUUGGGAUGAAAUGGACGAGGCGGCGGGAGCAGAUGAAGACGAAGAAGAAGAAGCAGCAUUUGUUCUCCUCGUCCAGGUCCUCGACGAGCUUUUCCUUGACCCGGGCCCUUCCUCUCUCCUUGAUGUCCAAGCUAAGGCGCCUCACCUCCAAACUUGAUUCCCGCUCACACAAUCCCAAGCGAAGCACCCCACUCGAACCCAUCUCCCAUUCCUCCCCUGCCUCCUCUUCCACCGCCGGCGCCACUCCCAGACCAUAUCGCCACUGUUCCGCCGCCCACCGUCUCCCCUCCUCGCCCGUCCAGGACGUCCUGCGCCGGAUCGCCGCCCGUUUCCCGCCAUCCGUGGAUGAUGAGAGACUUCUUGUUCGAUCCAGAGCGAGUCGCCCGACUCGGCCCAAUUCGUUGACUGACCUCGAACUGAGGCCGAUUCGUUGUCGUAGAUCGGACUUCCGAUUCGCCGGGAGUUCCCCAGAAACGCAGCGGCCUUUUGAGAUCCCCACGGAGAAAGAGCGGUCUGGGGACGAUCGCAAGCUCCGGCGACGGAAUCAGCGUUGGGAAAAACCGAUCAAUGGAUCGGAGACGCCUCCAAGGAGACCUUCGGGGAAUCGCAAGUUAAAAAGACUGGUGAAAGAGGAAAGAGAGGUAAGUCCAUCUCCGACAACAAGAUCCACGCCUCCUCGUCUUCCGAAACCCAUCACGACCAACGGAAUCGAUCCUCCUCAAAGAUUAAUACAUUGUCCAGAUUCGGCGCAGAAAUCCAUCGCUGGAAAGAUUCGCCGCAGAGCAAGAGUUAGGGUUUACUCCCCUCGGACGGAGAAGGCGUCGGCGGCGAGGGUGAGAGGGAAAGACGAGGAGAAGGGGAGGAGGCAGUUGGAGAGCUUCGCGGUGUUGAAGUGCUCGCGAGAUCCGCAGAGGGAUUUCAGGGAGUCGAUGAUGGAGAUGAUCGCGGAGAAGGGGAUGCGGCAGGCGGAGGAGCUGGAAGGGCUGCUGGCCUGCUACCUGUGCCUCAACUCGGACGAGCACCACGACGUCAUCGUCGAGGUGUUCCGCCAGGUCUGGCUCGACUUGACUCGGGAGCGCUUCAGGUCCGAGUCCGAGUCGGAGCGGGGAGACGAUUGUUCCCCUGCGCCUGAUUCUUGAGCGAGAUGACUAACGGAUCGUCCACAUGGUGUCGGUCUGAUCACAUUGUAUGGUUUCAUUUGUCGUGUGAUUUUGAUCAAUUAUGCCAAGUUUUAACACUCGGCGUGUGCAAAGGACAUCCUAAUAUGUUCCACAAGCUCCAAUCUACAAAUUUUCCAGGCUAUUGGUUUAGAAUUUGUUCCGAAGUCUGAAUCCAAAAUCUUAUAGAAUUCAUGGGUU
Molecule: messenger RNA, 1618 nt
Organism: Elaeis guineensis (African oil palm)
Lineage: Eukaryota; Viridiplantae; Streptophyta; Magnoliopsida; Arecales; Arecaceae
Biological process (GO): negative regulation of DNA-templated transcription
Source: RefSeq, a predicted model, not a curated record